AUGAGGAACAUCUUCAAGAGGAACCAGGAGCCCAUGGUGGCUCCCGCCACCACCACGGCCACAAUGCCAGUCGCACCCGCACCGGGACCUGCAGACAACUCCACGGAGAGCGGGGGUGCGGGGGAGAGCAAGGAGGACGUGUUCGCCCAGCUGAAGGAGAAGCUCUUCAAUGAGAUCAACAGGAUCCCCUUGCCUCCCUGGGCGCUCAUCGCCAUCGCCGUGGUCGCCGGCCUCCUGCUGCUCACCUGCUGCUUCUGCAUCUGCAAGAAAUGCUGCUGCAAGAAGAAGAAGAACAAGAAGGAGAAGGGCAAAGGCAUGAAGAACGCCAUGAACAUGAAAGACAUGAAAGGGGGUCAGGAUGACGAUGAUGCAGAGACAGGCCUGACGGAGGGAGAAGGGGAAGGAGAAGAAGAGAAGGAGCCAGAGAACCUGGGCAAACUGCAGUUCUCCCUGGACUAUGACUUCCAGGCCAACCAGCUCACCGUGGGCGUCCUGCAGGCCGCGGAGCUCCCCGCCCUGGACAUGGGGGGCACCUCGGACCCUUAUGUCAAAGUCUUCCUCCUCCCAGACAAGAAGAAGAAGUACGAGACCAAAGUCCACCGCAAGACGCUGAACCCCGCCUUCAACGAGACCUUCACCUUCAAGGUGCCAUAUCAGGAACUGGGGGGCAAAACCCUGGUGAUGGCCAUCUAUGACUUUGACCGCUUCUCCAAGCAUGACAUUAUUGGCGAAGUGAAGGUGCCCAUGAACACCGUGGACCUCGGCCAGCCCAUUGAGGAGUGGCGAGACCUGCAAGGCGGGGAGAAGGAGGAGCCAGAGAAGCUGGGAGACAUCUGCACCUCCCUGCGCUACGUGCCCACGGCUGGCAAGCUCACUGUCUGCAUCCUGGAGGCCAAGAACCUGAAGAAGAUGGACGUGGGUGGCCUUUCAGACCCCUACGUGAAGAUCCACCUGAUGCAGAAUGGCAAGAGGCUCAAGAAGAAGAAGACGACGGUGAAGAAGAAGACCUUGAACCCCUACUUCAACGAGUCCUUCAGCUUUGAGAUCCCCUUUGAGCAGAUUCAGAAAGUCCAGGUCGUGGUCACCGUGCUGGACUAUGACAAGCUGGGCAAGAACGAAGCCAUUGGCAAGAUCUUUGUGGGAAGCAACGCCACGGGCACAGAGCUUCGGCACUGGUCUGACAUGCUGGCCAACCCCCGGAGACCCAUUGCCCAGUGGCACUCGCUUAAGCCCGAGGAGGAAGUGGACGCGCUGCUGGGCAAGAACAAGUAGGCAGCAGCCUGGGAGCUCACUCUUCACGGACACUGACAAGAUCCAGAGCUAUCAAUACCUCAGUUACGCAACCUUAGAGGUGUUUGUUUUUUCUUUCUUUCUUUCUUCAUUUGUUUGUGGUGUAUCUGUUUUUCCUUCCUUUUUCUCUUUUUAAAGACCAACUUCCCUUUGAUGGCUGCUGAGGAGAGUCCCCUGAGAGGUGAAAAGAGAAGCCUGGCUCUGUUCAUCCUCCCUAGAGCUGCCCUUGCUGAGUGCUCUGUCAGCUUCCUCUCCCUCUUUUCAAAGCAUCACUUAGGCCUCGCCUACAGCGAGGCCCUCUACUGGCAGAAAGUGGUAGCACUUCCUGUUUUCUUGCAAGUUCUGGACCAACAAAAUGGUAGCACUUCCUUUUCCCAGACAGCAAAGGCAGCACAGUGGCCAGUGGCAUAUUACGUGUGUGCGCAUGUUUCUGCAUUUCUAGAAUGAGCCAUGGACAGUGAAGCUGUGUGGGAAAGAUUUCAGGCACUAACUGGAGAUCUGUCCAUUAGGCUCAAAAUCCUAGGCAAAUGUCAGAAGUUCUCGUGGUCCUUGUGAGUGGCUGUUUGGGAGGCAGCAAGAUGGAGGACUGCCUGUAUCCAGAACUAGGACCAAAUCUCUGAUAUCAUCAUAGACUUCCUCCAAUCAGUCUUGGUUUCCCCAGCAGUGGGGUUUCUGGGACAUUUAUGGAAAUAAAGUACUCACUAGCAUUGCCAGACUUUAACAGGGAUGACGAGUCCCAGGAUCUUACCCUUGUUGACAACAAAUAUCCAACUAUGACGAAACAGAAGUUCCCAAAAUUAAACUCCAGGUUCUUCACCUCAUCCAGCGGGAAACACAGCAGCGCGCUCCCUCUCCAGAAUUCACGCAAUGCAGUCCAUUUGCAUUUAUUCUUCAUCAAGCUCUUGCUUCUGUUUCUCUGUUCAUUUAAG
Dipodomys ordii (Ord's kangaroo rat) is the source of this 2219-nucleotide messenger RNA. It is a transcript of the gene Syt2, whose product is annotated as synaptotagmin II. The coding region runs from base 1 to 1272 and encodes 423 amino acids. Gene Ontology annotation, biological process: regulation of calcium ion-dependent exocytosis; calcium ion-regulated exocytosis of neurotransmitter; cellular response to calcium ion. The record is from RefSeq and is a predicted model, not a curated record. The transcript has 8 exons. Gene Ontology annotation, molecular function: clathrin binding; syntaxin binding; calcium-dependent phospholipid binding. Lineage: Eukaryota; Metazoa; Chordata; Mammalia; Rodentia; Heteromyidae. Gene Ontology annotation, cellular component: dense core granule; synaptic vesicle membrane; axon.